Messenger RNA from Salvelinus sp. IW2-2015, 918 nucleotides. NCBI's taxonomy places the organism in Eukaryota, Metazoa, Chordata, Actinopteri, Salmoniformes, Salmonidae. The record is from RefSeq and is a predicted model, not a curated record.
AUGAAGACCAAGGAGCUCUGCGAACAGAUCAGGGAUAAAGUUGAAAAAGGAAACAUUGCAGUUAUAUUUAAUGUUGGAACGGACGACAUAAAUAUCGAGGAAACAGCAAAGUUUGUAAAUGAUGGAAAGUACCAUAUAGUGAAGUUUACGCGGAGUGGCGGUAACGCCACACUACAGGUGGAUGACCUACCUGUCAUAGAGCGCUAUCCCACAGGCAACAAUGAUAACGAACGCCUGGCGAUUGCUAGACAGCGAAUCCCAUAUCGACUUGGUCGAGUAGUUGACGAAUGGCUACUCGACAAAGGUCGGCAGCUCACUAUCUUCAACAGCCAGACCACCAUACAGAUAGGUGGCUGGGACAGGGACAGGAGUCGCUCGUUUCAGGGCCAGCUCUCAGGCCUCUACUAUAACGGGCUGAAGGUGUUCAACAUGGCCACGGAAGGAGAUCCUAACAUCCGCAUCCAGGGGAGCGUGAGACUGGUGGGAGAGUCACCCUCUUCCAUCACGCCACAGUCCAGUGCCAAUACGGACAACCGGUCGGAGACGUCCACCUCCAUUAUGGAGAUCACCACCACAAUGGCGUCCAGUAGGAAAGUGAAGCAGACGACGCCACGGGAACCUCAUCAGAUGACCUCAGAGCUUGCAGCAGGGAUGCCAUGUCGGGGUGUUGCCGGGACGAUGGUGGUGAUGGCGGUUGCCAGAACUUCCUGCUCCCUGAGGCAGACAAAUGCCCCCUGGGCUGUGCCCUAUGAGCACGGAGGCAGAAAACGCCCCCUGGGGCUUGUGCCCUAUGAGCACGGAGGCAAGAAAAACGCCUUGGGGCUGUGCCUAAUGAGCAACGGAGGCAGAAAAACGCCCCCUGGGGCUGUGCCUAUGAGCACGGAGGCAGAAAACGCCCCCUGGGCUGUGCCCUCAUGA